AUGGACUUUUUGAAAUCAGCAGUCGCGUCUGCCAUCGCAAAAUCUAGUUCAUUCCCAGUGAUCAUUGGAGACCGAGUCGAUGCAGGGGAGUCGAUUUUUGCUUUGCAUAACGGCACGAAGAAGUCUCUCAAGGAUGACAAUACUUCCUGCUCCCUGUUCACCUUCGACGUGAACACGAACAAGUCCCGAUUACCGUUAGCAAAGAAUGCUGCACGAAAGUUGCGAACAUUGCGCCAUCCCGGAGUCAUUCGAGUCAUCGAUGUGAUUGAGACCGAAACGAACGUCUACAUCAUUACAGAAAGACUCACACCCUUAAGCUGGCACAUUAAGCGCAGGAGUUUGAGUGAGGAGACAAUAAAAUGGGGUCUUUAUGGCAUAUCCUCAACUUUGAAGUUCAUCAAUAAUGAGGCUUCCGCCGUACAUGGAGCCGUUCGGGUACCCUCGAUCUUCACGAGCGAGAGCGGAGAAUGGAAGCUUGGAGGGUUUGAAGUUCUGAGCUCGAUGAACGAGGAUGAUGCCAUUAUUUACACAUAUGGGAGCCUAUUACCGGACUCGAAUCGAUACGCGCCUCCUGAGGUUGUGAACGGCGGCUGGUCUGCGAUCAAGAAGAAUCCCCUGGGGGCGCCGGAUGCGUAUGGAUUGGGCACAUUGAUAUACGAGGCGUUUAAUGGGAGCUUUCUGGGGAAUGACCAGCUAAGCCAACCCGGAGGCAUCCCUGGAAACAUGGUACAAAGCUAUCGAAGAUUGAUAAAUGCGAAUCCGAAGCUCAGGCUGACUGCGGGUCAUUUCGUGGACCUAGGAAAGAAAGCAAAUGGCUUCUUCGAGACUCCAUUGAUUCAUAUAACCGAAGGCGCAGAUAAUCUGGGGCUCAAAAGCGAAGAUGAGCGGGAUCAGUUCCUUGCAGAGCUCGAUGAACUCACAGACGACUUCCCUGAGGACUUCUUCAAGAUGAAGAUCUUGCCGGAACUGCUGAAGUCGGUCGAAUUUGGUGGCGGGGGCCCCAGCGUAUUUGGGGCCAUCAUGAAAAUAGGACUCAAGAUGUCGGAUGAUGAAUUCGAAACUCGGCUUGGUCCUACCAUCCUCCGCUUGUUUGCCAGCCCUGAUCGUGCCAUGAGAGUCUGUUUACUCGACAACCUACCGAUCAUGGUAGAUCGAAUACCUCAGAAAGAUAUCAACGGGAAGGUCUGGCCGGCCAUGACCACUGGAUUCACCGAUGCCGCGCCCAUCGUACGAGAACAGACCGUCAAGGGCGUCCUUUCGGUCAUAUCCAAGCUAUCUGAUCGUAUCAUAAACGGCGAGCUCCUUCGCCACCUUGCGAAAACUGCUAACGAUGAGCAACCUGGAAUCCGUACAAACACCACCAUUUGUCUGGGCAAAAUUGCGAGGAAUCUGGGCGUCGGGUCAAGGUCCAAGGUCCUCAUUGCAGCUUUUACUCGAGCUCUUCGAGAUCCUUUUGUCCAUGGUCGGAAUGCGGCUUUGAUGGCUCUUUCUGCCACAAUUGACGUCUUUAGCGACGACGACUGUGCCACCAAAAUCCUUCCUGUGAUCUGCAUCAGUCUUAUUGACAAGGAGAAAUUGGUUCGCGAUCAAGCCAGUAAAGCGCUGGACGCAUAUCUAGGAAGAGUGAGAAAAUAUGCAGCGACUUUGCCAGACACGGUGCUGCCGCCUGAGACCGCUGCAGCCACGCCCGACACUGGCGCAGCUGCUGCCCCAGCCAGGAUGGGAAAUCAAAAUGACACUAGUUGGGCUGGUUGGGCAAUCUCGUCUUUUACAAACAAGAUGGCUGGAGCUCGAGGUGAAAUGGCUUCAUCAGGCGCGACAAAUGGUGCAAGCCUGACGCAGACUCAGUCACUGCCCGCAUCUGGACGUGCAACGCCGACCGUCAACGUGAUCGGCGAAAGGCCCGUUGCAUCCUCGCGACCACCCGUACCAACCACCGCCCGAAGCUCGACUUCACUACCUCCAGAACCCGAGGAUAUCUUCGAAGACGAUAACACCAAUGCUUGGGGCACAAUGGACGAUGAUGGCGACAACUUCUUCGAUGCGUCGGUAAAUCAACAUGCUAAGACAUCGAACGCAGCACCGCUUGCAGCCUUUGAUGAUGGUGGAGAGCCGGACUUUGCAGGAUGGCUCGCUGCCCAGUCCAAAACGAAAACUCCGAAACCGCUGCCCAAAGGACUAGGAAAGCCCGGAUCGACAAGUGGAGGUCUGAGCGUGCGACCCACAGCUCCGUCUAGAAGUAUAUCGGCUGGUCCAGCUGCGGGCGCCAGCACCGUUAAACGACCUACGGUCCCAGCAGCAAGGACGACAGCAACCAUCUCUCCAAAGAAAGAGACUAAACCAGAAAAGCCAAAACCUAGCCAGCCGGAGCCAACUGACGAUGACUGGGGAGCCGACUGGGAUUGA
This is a messenger RNA of Exophiala viscosa, 2406 nucleotides long. Its product is annotated as SCY1-like protein. The transcript has 2 exons. The record is from RefSeq and is a predicted model, not a curated record. Gene Ontology annotation, biological process: protein phosphorylation; tRNA export from nucleus. Lineage: Eukaryota; Fungi; Ascomycota; Eurotiomycetes; Chaetothyriales; Herpotrichiellaceae. The coding region runs from base 1 to 2406 and encodes 801 amino acids. Gene Ontology annotation, molecular function: ATP binding; protein kinase activity. Gene Ontology annotation, cellular component: cytoplasm.